Molecule: messenger RNA, 9365 nt
Organism: Helicoverpa zea (corn earworm)
Lineage: Eukaryota; Metazoa; Arthropoda; Insecta; Lepidoptera; Noctuidae
Gene: crb
Product: protein crumbs
Exons: 40
Coding region: 203-7045 (2280 amino acids)
Biological process (GO): Notch signaling pathway
Molecular function (GO): calcium ion binding; Notch binding
Source: RefSeq, a predicted model, not a curated record
UGCUGUCAGUCCAUGAGUAAUGUUGCGUGGUGAUGUUUCUUUUUAUGUUUUUAUUUUCGUGAACAUCAAAAGCUUACAUUUCAUUGUAUGAUUUUGUGUAAUUUAAUUAACCCUGAGUUGUUUUAAGUAGUGAAUUAUGAAUUAGUUAUCAAAAUAAUAAUUUGAAUGUAGGUGAAUAGUUAUUGUGUUUUGUUAUUUGAACAUGAAGGUGGACGUUGUUUGGAGGCGUCGCGGAGCUGCACAACUAGCAGCUUGCCUGGUGGUCUUGGUGGCGUGUGCUGGGUCAUCACCGGGCGCUCACGCCGCCGGCCCGCUGGGCCCCUCCGAACGGCCGGAGGCCUACUUCAACGGCACCGCCUACAUUCGGCUGUCCAGGCCCAUAUCACUCAAGCAACUCGUUGGACUCAGUUUUCGGACAUGUGUAGGAGGCGAGUUAUUCUCGCAGCGGUUCGAGGGGUACACGCUGCACGUGACGGCGCUGUUCGAGCAGGUGGUGGUCUCGUGGGCCCGGCCCUCGCACCUCCACCGCAAGGUGGGCCUGGCCAAGGAGACGCUCGACAACCGCUGGCACUGGGUCGGACUGCGCUACAACUCCGACCCCCCCUCACUGCUGCUGGAAGUCGAUAAGGAUACACAGAUAAUAUCGAACGUGACGUGGAACCCGGAGCUGCUGUCGCCGGGGCUGCUGGAGGCGGGCGGCGCCACGCUGCUGGUGGGCAACCUGUUCAGCGGCUGCAUCCACGAGGGCCCGCAGCUCGAGUUCUUCGCCGCCACCACGCAGCACCGCAACGCCUUGUUCGAGCACUGCCCCCUCACCACUGACGACUGUAUUGACAGAAAGGAUGUGUUGCGCAUCCAGCCUAAGGACUACUGCUACAACGAGCCCUGCAUGCGACACGGCACCUGCAUAUCUCGACAUGACAGAUACGAGUGCCACUGCACGGCACGCUACACAGGCAACAACUGCGAGGUGGACGCGGGGGACCCGUGCGAGCCGGGCCCCUGCCAGAACGGGGGCCGCUGCGUCGAGGACACGCGCGGCGACUACACCUGCGACUGCCCUGCCAACUACCAUGGCACAUACUGCGAGCUGGAAGUGUCGCUGGACCCGCAGUGCGUGGCCGGCCCCUGCCGCAACAACGGCAGCUGCAGCGUGCCGCCCGGCGCCGACUCCUACGUCUGUGACUGUCCGCCAGGCUACACGGGCCGCAACUGCGAGACGGACAUAGACGAGUGCGCGACGUCGCCCAGCGCCUGCCUCAACGGCGGCGUGUGCCAGGACGCCGUCAACAACUUCACGUGCGACUGCACCGGCACCGGGUACACGGGCGCGCGCUGCGAGCUGAACGUGAACGAGUGCGAGGAGCGCGGCGUGUGCGGGCACGGCGUGUGCUACGACACGUACGGCGGCUUCGUGUGCGCGUGCCAGCUGGGCUACGCGGGCGCGCGCUGCGGCGACGUGUCGGCGUGCGCGUCGGGCCCGUGCGGCGCGGGCGGCGCGUGCGUGGAGGAGGCGGGCGGCGCGGGCUUCCGCUGCGUGUGUGCGCGCGGCUACCUGCCGCCCUACUGCGCGCCCGCCGCGCCCGCCGCCUCCUGCCAGGACAUCGUGUGUCCGCCGCACUCGCACUGUAUACCAAACAUGAUGGUAACCGGAGUCAUAGCCAAGCAAGUGAUGUGCGUGUGCGACGUCGGGUACUACGGCGCGCCGGGCGUGUCGCCCAACUGCAGCAGCCUGGAGGCGGUGUGCGAGGCGGGCGCCUGCCUCAACGGCGCCACGUGCUCGCUGGCCGCCGACCACUUCAACUGCUCCUGCGCGCCCGGAUACAAAGGCGUGUACUGCGAGCAGGCGGUCGGCAAGGCGCUGUCGGACCUGAAGGCGGCGGAGCGCUGCGCCAGCGGGCCCUGUCUGCACGCCAAGUCCUGCCAGGAGCUCCCGAGCGGGUUCCGCUGCGAGUGCGAGGCGGGCUGGGGCGGCUUGCGCUGCGACGCGCCCGAGCCGUGCCCGCGCGGCUGCGCUAACGGCGGCGCGUGCCGCGACGGCGCCUGCGCCUGCCGCCCCGGCUGGGCCGGCGCCGCCUGCGAGCUGGCGGCCGACUGCCGCGCCGCGCCCUGCGCGCCCAACUACGAGUGCGUGGAGAGCGCCGCCGCCUGGCGCUGCGCCCCCGCCGCGCAGGACUCCGCCUGCGCCUCCUCGCCCUGCCACAACGGCACCUGCCUGGCGCUCGACAACGGCCUCUUCCGCUGCCAGUGCCUGCCCGGCCAGACCGGUCGAUUUUGCGAUAUGGACAUAGACGAAUGUGCAAUAAUGCCGAAAAUAUGUAACCACGGAGUGUGCUUCAACGUUCCCGGAUCGUACGAGUGCUACUGCAGGCCCGGCUAUACGGGCGACAGCUGCGAACAGGACAUUGACGAGUGCCUAUCAUCACCCUGUAAGAACGGCGGAACCUGCCAGAACCUCGAAAAUAACUACGAGUGCACCUGCAAGGAAGGAUUCGAAGGCAAGGACUGUUCGACGAACAUAAACGAGUGCGAGGCGAACCCGUGCGCGGCGGGGUCCACGUGCCUGGACGGCAUCGCCAGCUACUCGUGCGUGUGCCAGGAGGGGCUGACGGGGCCCACCUGCGAGAUCGACAUCGACGACUGCGAGUCGCAGCCGUGCCAGCACGGCGGGCGCUGCGUGGACGGCGUGAACAGCUUCGCGUGCGAGUGCGGCGGCACGGGCUACACGGGCGACGACUGCUCCAGCAACAUCGACGAGUGCGCGCCGCAGCCCUGCCGCCACGGCGGCACCUGCGUCGACGACGUCAACGACUACCACUGCAACUGCUACGCCGCCUACACCGGCAAGAACUGCGAGAUCGACAUCAGCGAGUGCGAGAGCUCGCCGUGCAAGUUCGGCGGCGUGUGCCUGGAGCGGUCCAACGCGUCGCUGUACCGCGCCGCCGACGCGCCGCGCCUGCAGGUGGGCCCGCAGCCGCAGAUGCUGCUGCCCGCCGCCUUCUACCAGCCCUUCUCCCUCGACACGGCUGCCGGAUACGAGUGCGUGUGCGUGUCGGGCACGGCGGGCCCGCGCUGCGAGACCAACAUCGACGAGUGCGCCCCCGCGCCCUGCGAGGCCGGCAAGUGCGUCGACCUCAUCGGCUCCUACAAGUGCGAGUGCUUCGCCGGCUACGAGGGCGAGCACUGCGAGAUCGAGAUCGACGAGUGCCAGAGGUACGCGCCGUGCGCGCACGGCAAGUGCUACGACGGGCGCGCGGCCUACUACUGCCUGUGCGAGCGCGGCUGGGGCGGCCAGAACUGCUCCGUGGUGCUGCGGGGCUGCGCCGCCGCGCCCUGCCGCAACAACGGCACGUGCCACCCCUGGCUGCGCGACGAGACCGAGCACCGCUUCAACUGCUCCUGCACGCCCGGCCACUACGGCACCACCUGCGAGAAGAUCACGACGAUGUCGCUGGAGAAGAGCAGCUACGCGGAGGUGAACACGACGCGCGAGGAGGGCUACGACAUCUCGUUCCGCUUCAAGACCACGCUGGGCAACGGCCUGCUGGCCAUGGGCCGGGGACUCACGUACUUCUUCCUGGAGCUCUCCAACGGCCGCCUCAACCUGCACUCCAGCCUGCUCAACAAGUGGGAGGGAGUCUUCAUCGGAUCCAACUUGAAUGACAGCCAUUGGCAAAAGGUGUUCGUGACGAUCAACUCGUCGCACCUGGUGCUGGCGGCGAACGAGGAGCAGACCAUCUACCCCAUCAGCCAGAACGAGGCGUACAACUCGUCCGUGACGUCGUUCCCGUCCACGCGGCUCGGCACCUACGGCUCGUCCUACGCCACGCUCACGCACGGACCCAACUUCUUCGUCGGCUGCUUCCAGGACGUCGUCGUCAACGGACAGUGGGUGCUGCCGGAGGAGGCGCACGCGGGCGCGGAGACGACGACGGAGGCGGCGGCGGGCGGCGCGGAGGGCUCGGGCCCGCGGGCGCGCGCGCUGCUGCACGGCGUGCUGGCGCAGUGCCCGCGCGUGCCGCAGUGCGCGCCCAACCCCUGCCGCUCCGGCGGCGCCUGCCUCGACGCCUGGACGUCCUUCGUGUGCACGUGCCCGCGCCCGCACCUCGGCGACACCUGCCAGUACAACUACACGGCGGCCACGUUCGGGCAGGAGGCGGCGGCGCGGCGCGCGGUGGUGCGCGUGCUGGUGGCGGAGGCGGCGCGGCGCGGCGUGCGGGCGGCGCUCGACAUCUCCAUGUUCAUCCGCACGCGCAAGCCCACCGGACACAUCUUCUACCUCGGCUCGCGCGCCAGGUUCGGUCAAACGGACGAGACGCAAGUGGGCGCAUCGCUGGAAGGCGGGGAGCUGCUGCUGCACCUGCGCUUCAACCAGACGCCGGAGAACUACACGGUGGGCGGCACGCGCCUCGACAACGGCUACCUGCACCUCAUCGAGGUGGUGCGCAACUCCACGCUGGUGCAGGUCAAGCUCAACGGCACCGAGUACUUCCGCAAGUCCAUAUCGGCCGCCAAGCAGAUUGACGCACAGGUGCUGUACUUGGGUGGACCACCGCCACCAUUGGUGGACAGCAGCACUGAAGUGCCGUCCCCGGUGCCGGUAGCGGCGGCGCAGGCGCAGAUGCCCCCCGCGUCGCAGCUGCCCGCGUCCCCCGCCGCCGCCAGCCCCACGGCCCCCGCGGUGUCGCCGGCGCCCGCGCUGCCGCUGUCCACGCCGGCCCCCGCGCCGCCCACCCCCGCGCCGCCCGCCGCCGCCGAGCCCGACGACAGCGCCUACUUCAAGGGCGUCAUACAGGACGUGCAGAUCUCGAACGGCGUGAACGUGUCCAUCGUGGAGUUCUUCCCGCUGAACGUGCCGGGGCUGCAGCUGCCGCCCGCCUUCGGCGAGGUGUGGCUGGACCCCGCCGGCGUGCUGCCCGGCGUCGUGUCCGACGACCUCUGCGCCGAGCGGCCCUGUCUGCACAACGCCACCUGCACCAACACAUGGAACGACUACAUAUGUCAGUGUCCUCGCGGGUACAAAGGCAAGCAGUGCUCGGAGGUGGAGUUCUGUCAGCUGCAGGGCUGUCCGCUCAACUCGCACUGUCGCAACCUCGAUGCUGGGUACGAGUGCGUGUCGAACGCGACGUUCGACGGCGUGAACACGACGCUGACGUACAAGCUGCGGGUGCCGCGCACCGGCAACAUCGCGGCGGAGUCGGAGGCGGAGCUGCCCGACUCGCUGACCAUCACGUACCGCAGCAAGUCGGGCGGCACGCUGUUCCACGCGGAGCACGCGGGCUCGUGGUUCACGGUGGGCGUGUUCCGCGGCCAGGUGGCCGUGCAGUGGCGCGUGGGCGGCGCCGGGCUGCCCGCGCUGCGCCGCCUGCGCGCCGCCGGCCACGCCGCCUGGACGUCGCUGCGCCUGUCGCUGGCCGGCAACACGCUGCGCGGCGCCUUCCUGGAGCCCGCCGGCCACGAGGAGCUGGCGCUGGCCGCCGCCAUCGACACGCGCGCGUGGCAGCGCCUCGUCAUGGAGGGCACCAUCACGCUGGGCGGCCUGCGCCCCGGCGCCGCCGCCGCCACCACACUGCCGCCCUCGCUGCCUACCACUAUGAGUGAAAGUUCAACGGAUCCGAACGUGUGGGAAUACUCGGAAGGCGAAGAAGUGACUGGCGACAAUUUAGCCGGAGAAUACUUCAAGGGCUGCAUGGGCGCGGUGCACGUGGGCGGGCUGCUGCUGCCGUUCUUCACGGAGGAGGAGCUGUUCGUGGGCGCCACGGCGGCGCUGCUGGCCGCGCAGCCGCACUACGCGCUCAUGUCGGGGCGGCCGUGGGGCUCGGCGGCGGGCGUGGGCUGCGUGCUGUGCUUGGAGCGGGACUGCGCUAACGGCGGACACUGCGCCGACGUCAGGUCCUCCUACUCCUGCGCCUGUCCCGCCGGGUACACUGGAGACUACUGCCAGAUUGACGUGGACGAAUGUGCAUCGCAUCAGUGUCAGAACGGCGCCACGUGUAAGGACGGCAUCGCGGAGUAUACCUGCAUCUGUCCCGAGGGCUUCGAGGGAGACUUGUGCGAGCGCGACAUCGACGAGUGCCUGUCGUCGCCGUGCCAGCACGGCGGCACGUGCACGGACGGCGCGGGCGGGUUCCGCUGCGCGUGCGCGGGCGCGUGGCGGGGCCCCACGUGCGCCGCGCCGCGCCGCCGCGCCUGCGCGCACCGGCCCUGCGCGCCCGCCGCCGCCGCCUGCCUGGACACGCCGCCCGAUCCCCCGACGGGCAACAACUUCACGUGCGUGUGCAACGAGGGCUUCGAAGGCGUGUACUGCGAGUACGCCUUCUGCGAGCUCACGCCCUGUCUGCACGGGCACUGCGUCAACGAUACCAAGUCGGCGCGGUGCGUGUGCGCGGCGGGCUACAGCGGGCGGCGCUGCGAGGCGGAGCGCGACGAGUGCGCGGAGGCGGGCGGCGCCGCCGCCUGUCUGCACGCCGGCCGCUGCCUCGACGCCACCGGCGACUACCUGUGCGACUGCAGCGGCACCGGAUGGACGGGCGCGCGCUGCGAGGUGGACGUGGACGAGUGCGCGGCCGGGCUCGUGAGCUGCGGGCCCGGGGACUGCCUCAACCUGAACGGCUCCUACACAUGUCUGUGUGCGCCUGGAUUCUGCGGCAACGAGUGCUCGCUGCAGGACCCGUGCUUCGCGCUGGGCGAGGGCAACGGCACGGGCCCCUGCCUGCACGGCGGCACGUGCGAGCAGCGCUGCGCCGCGCACACUGACUACGUGUGCCACUGCGUGGACGGCUGGGGCGGACACAACUGCUCGCAGCAGGUGGUGGCGUCGGGGUCGGGCGCGGGCGACACGUCGGCGACGGUGCUGAUCGCGGUGGGCGCGGCGCUGCUGGCGCUGGCGCUGGCGGGCGGCGCGCUGGGGGCGCUGGGGGCGCAGGCGCGGCGCAAGCGAGCCACGCGCGGCACGUACUCGCCGUCGGGGCAGGAGUACUGCAACCCGCGCGCCGAGAUGAUGCAGCACGCGCUCAAGCCGCCGCCCGAGGAGCGCCUCAUCUAGCCGUUGUGACAUUUAAGAAAACAUGAAAAUCGAACAAAAAUAUUAGAAAUACAAGAAGAAAGUUGACACGAACCUCGUCGCAUAUCAACCAAAUGACUGUUGUGUGCGUGUGCGUGUGAAUGAAGAUUUGUGUGUGUGUGUGUGUGUGUCGAGUGUUCUAGUUUGUACCUGUACGUUUUAUACAUUUGAACAGUGUGAGUGUGUGCGUGACAUAACUAAUAAUUAGCUUUAAGAAGUGUGGCGCCACAGAGCGCCGCCACCCUGUACUUAACUUUACCACGCAGACGAAUUAUAUAGUGAGUGUAGUGGUGACGCCAUGUCGCGUCAGGUCAACUCGUGCGCAGGCCGUGGCUGCAGUUUGUACGGGUUUAUUACUUCAUAGGCUUUUGAUAUAGAUAUUAAAUAACUCGGUGCACUUGUUGAUCUCACACGACGUGCCGGCGCGGGCAACCGCCCCUAGUUCACACAGUGUACAUUUUUUAUAAAAAUGACAAAUUUUAUAAAUAAAUACAGACUUGAGUACUUAUAUCUAGGCUAAGAACGCGACUAUUUUGAUAUGAAGUUAUUUAAUGCAAUGUCUGACUCUGUAUAGGGGCGACUUAUAUUGAGAUGUAUGUAAACACUAUACUUGACAAUACUGUGCCUGACUUUGAAGAACUUCGAAUUUUUAUCGUAACGUGUAUUCUAUUGUAUUUGGAAACAAUCAUGGUAACUAGCAUUGUAUUUUUGAAACAUGUAAUAUUAGAUGUAUUUCUGUAAUAAUAAAAUAAAUUAGCGAUAGGAUAAUAAAUGAAUUGUAGGAAUCUGUUGACUGUCCGACUGCUGACACGUCCGUGUACCGUAUUCAUGAUGAAUUCGAAUACAAAUAUUUAUUAUCUAGUAGUAGUCAGUAAGCGUAACUGUUCGCCGCUGAGAGGUCCGCGACGCCGCGCCACAUUCCGGGUGCGCGUGGGUUUUGAUAGCUCUUGUUCGGAUAUGCUGUUUGAACUUUUUACAUAAAUGUGAUAAAACAACUACUUAUUAGCGUUUGCUCAAGCGUUAUUGCGAUAUUUAUAAAUAAAAUAUACAAAGCGGCGUAAUAUUUAGAAGCUGUCAAAACGUAACGUGUUAUAGAUUUAAUAAGAUGAUCGGUGUAGCGAAGACCUCAGCGGCGCAAUUUUAUUUAACUGUGACAAGUAGAGCGAGCGGUGUGCAUAUGCAACGUUAAAUAUAUUAAUGAUGGUAUUUAGAACUGUCAUCUUGACCAAUGAAUUGAGCGUACCAUUAGUAUUUAUACAAUUUGAACAAAAUUCUAACGAUGAGUCACCAACUGCAUUGUUUUCAGUGAUUCCAGUUGUGUGCAAAUCGCUCGCGUUUAUCUGAGUUUAUUUAGUAUAAGGAUUAGACGUAGGUAAGUGGUAUUGAAAGCGUGCAAGAUUCUAAAUUACAUGAUAGUGAAGACGCCACUCGUCCGCCUAGGGCCGCGCACUCGGCCGCGCCUAGUGUACACUCUAGUUAGCCACAUGUGCGCCACACGUGCGCCACGCCACAGAGGUAGCUCUUGAUUAGGUGGACAGUAGCACACAAGUAUAUAGGUUAAUGUAUUUCGAUAUGUAAAUAUGUAAGGUUGAGUAGAUAGGGCGCGUCCCGAGUGCGGCAGGCUGCGGCGAGCCGUCCGUGCCUUAACCACAAGUCUGUAUAUUAUGUACCGUAUACACGAGUGACGCUGUCACCGCUAGGCUAGGCGUAUACUGUAGCUGUAGGCGACAAGUACAUGUACGUAGCGGCACACGAGCCCCCCUGUGCUUACUCAGUGCUCAACUAGCUGCUCGACAGCGAUAUUUCUUUAUAUUUUGAUUUCGUUGCCUUGUUUAUAAGAUUUUUAACAAAUUAUUAUUUGUAACUUAAUAUUCCAUUUUUGUGAUAAUUCUUUUGAUUUUAUUGUUGCAUCGCUUUAUGUAUUAUAUUCUUGUUUUGUUCGUAACAGUAAAGAAGUGUUCCAAAUCAGUAUUUAUAGAUUUCGGCCGUCCGUUAAUUAUAAUCAAUUUAUUGUAUAGUAAGUGUUCUGUACCCAUAUAUGAACUAUUGUACAUUUUGUAUUGUUCGAAGUACACUCAAGUUUCUAAAAUAAGUGACUGCAGAGUGAAUAUAAAGGUACCGUAACAGAUAAAUGUAAGUAGAUUUUAAAUUGAAUCAAUGUAACUAUUCCUCUUAGUAAAUACUAAAUCAGCGUAUGUCGACUCUACUCACUGUAGCGUGAGAACGAUCCGUUCCACGCGCCGCCCUAGUGUACAGCACCCGAGCCUUUUGGCCUUACUCAAUAAACAAAUAUUAUAUGACA